This is a messenger RNA of Olea europaea var. sylvestris, 1198 nucleotides long. RefSeq names its product tetraspanin-8-like. Gene Ontology annotation, biological process: auxin-activated signaling pathway. Bases 307 to 1113 code for a protein of 268 amino acids. NCBI's taxonomy places the organism in Eukaryota, Viridiplantae, Streptophyta, Magnoliopsida, Lamiales, Oleaceae. The transcript is spliced from 2 exons. The record is from RefSeq and is a predicted model, not a curated record. Gene Ontology annotation, cellular component: plasma membrane; plasmodesma.
UGAAAGUAAAGGACUUAUUUUACAUAUGUUAAACAUUGGGGACCUACACAGAAAUUAUCUUAAUUCAAAUUCCCAUACAAAAACCGUUUUUCACCGUUACAAGAAUUCCUCCAUAGAUACACCCCAUCUUUUCCUCCACCCCCACCUCAUCCCCCACUCCGCAUAUUUACGCACUCAAAAGACGAGAAAAAAACUCAAGAAAAUCAUCACCAGAUCCCAGGGUUUUGCCUUUUCUCUCUAGUGAUCUAAUUUGAUCUGAUCAUUUUCCAUUUCAAAAGCGAAAAUUGACAGAAAGAACCAAGGAAAAUGGUUCGUAUCAGCAAUGGAAUCAUAACACUGUUAAACAUUCUUACAUUCGUAAUUUCUGUAGCGGCCAUUGGGUUUUCAUUUUGGUUGGGAACACAGUCUAACGCCCCAUGUCAGGAAACUCUCCGAAAGCCUCUAUUAUUUCUGGGUUUAGCUCUUUUAAUCGUUUCAUUACUAGGCUUAUUGGGAUCCUGCUGCAGACUUUCAUUUUUCAUGUGGAUUUAUCUUCUGGUUUUGUUCUUGCUUAUUGUCGGAUUGGCGGCUUUUACAAUUUUUACAGUUUUUGUCACGAAUAAAAACGUUGGAAAAGCACUGUCCGGAAAAGGGUUUGGAGAACACAGACUGGGAGAUUAUUCGCGUUGGUUGCAGAAUUAUGUGAUUAAUUCAGAAAACUGGGGUGAAGUCAAGAAUUGUUUGGUUGAUGUGGAUUUGUGUCAGCAUUUAAUGGAGAAGAAGGGCAAGGAGUUUUACGUACAUAACCUGUCUCUAAUUCAGUCGGGUUGCUGCAAGCCACCGGCUUACUGUGGCUUCCAGUCCAAGAAUGCAACCUAUUGGAUAGCGCCGAAGACUGGCCCAGCUGUGUUCGAUCAAGAUUGCAAGAUAUGGAGCAACGUCCAGAAAGAACUCUGUUUCGACUGCGAGUCUUGCAAAAUAGCAGUACUUGAUAAUAUUAAGAAAGAUUGGAGAAUUAUAGCCAUCAUCAAUUCUAUUAUCCUAGUUAUUGUUAUUAUUGUCUACUCCAUUGGAUGCUGUGCGCUCAGAAGCAAUUCUUACCGUGGAUACUCGAAAUACAGUGUCCCUGCUUAAUUAAUUAGGUGUUAAUUGUGGAAAACUGGAUUCAAUAAACUCUGGUGCUGUUGAUUUACUUAUUCUUUUAUUUAUUUUUAUGUGA